This is a messenger RNA of Anastrepha ludens (Mexican fruit fly), 901 nucleotides long. RefSeq lists its product as uncharacterized. The record is from RefSeq and is a predicted model, not a curated record. The transcript has a single exon. Lineage: Eukaryota; Metazoa; Arthropoda; Insecta; Diptera; Tephritidae. The coding region runs from base 191 to 712 and encodes 173 amino acids.
AUCGCCCAGACAAUCAGGAACAAAGUGAUUUAUGAAAAAUUUUUCAAUUUUAUUUCAAUGUCUAAAUAAAAUCAAAAUUUUUAUCGGCCGACGAAAUUUUAGUGUAACAUAAAUUCUUUUUUAUUUGUAUUUUUUUUAUUUGUAACCAUCCAUCCACUGAAUACGAGUACAUCAAACGGAAUUGAGUGUCAUGUCAUCCAUCUGGGAGAAAAUAUGUGAAGUAUUCACAACUCUGGUGCGGCCAACUCGUCGCAAAACGCGCGUCUGCUUCAGCCCCAGCACACUCCAUCGAGAAAUCAUACGUCAUACCAAGCUUUCGGCUUCAGCAAAUCCCUUCUUCAACUUUCUCGCCGAAGUGCGCAUGAAAACAAAUGGCAGUGAAUCAGGAAGUGGGUCGAUGUCACCGCGCGAGAGUGCGCGCUUGGCAAUAACGGCAGGUCGCUUAUGGAAUUCAAUGUCAGAGGAGCAGAAGUUGCCGUACCGCAACAUUGCACUGGAACAACGUAAAUUAAAGCGUCUGCGUGGCCGGCGGAAACGUGCCGCUUCAACUAAGCGAAGCACGAGGAAACGCAAAUCUGCAAUACAGUGCGGCUUCCUGUUGCCACCUCAAUCUCAAAAGGAUGCGUGGUCAUCAGGCAGCUCGACACAUUCCAAGUGUGAUGACAACGAUAGUGUUGACACUAGUUCGGAUGGAACGGAGAGCAAAAUUUAGUGCUAAAUUUGUCUUGUUAAUGUCUUAACUUUUCCGAUAUAUUAUAUCUGGCAUCACCCGCGAUUAUCUCAUAACUGCGCCUUUGUAUUCUUCUAUUGUAUUGGUCCUACCCAAAUGUUGUAUUAUGAUUAUUGUAAGGCGAAUUUUUUGUUUUAAAAAAUUUCAAUAAAAUCAUAUUUUUGUGGCAAA